This is a messenger RNA of Laccaria bicolor S238N-H82, 255 nucleotides long. RefSeq lists its product as uncharacterized. The transcript has a single exon. The record is from RefSeq and is a predicted model, not a curated record. Bases 1 to 174 code for a protein of 57 amino acids. NCBI's taxonomy places the organism in Eukaryota, Fungi, Basidiomycota, Agaricomycetes, Agaricales, Hydnangiaceae.
AUGCAACAUAUAGAGAAACGAAGUAACUACCCCGCCCACGUUAACGGAUGCCCCUCUAAACGGCGUUUCCGUGCCGGGCUGGAUGGGGGAAUGAUCGCCAUGGGCGUGCCUCCACCAGUGCAUGAGGGGAUCUCCAGGGGGUUAGGUAUAAACGGCACUAGGGGCCAUAGGUAGUUUACUAGGAUGUAACGUCUGACAUGGGGCUCUGCCCCGAUGGACUAUAAACUUGACCCCAAAAAAAAAAAAAAAAAAAAA